UAUCAAAUAUGUACAGAAUUUCGGUUCGAUGACCGAGAGUUAUCUUUUAUUAAAAAAAUAGUUAUUACAAAUCAAUACUCGUGAAAGUUACAUUCAAUAAAGCUGUCCAAUGUAAAUACUUCAGUCAUCAUGAUGGAUAUGACAGCGUUUAUAACUGACUUUAAGUGGAACCAUGGGUUGAAUUAUUAAAAACAAUAACGGAACGAAUGGAUCACCGUUGUACUGUAAAAAGACAGCACUAUGAUGCUGGUGCGGAUCAACAUGCGCACAGCGUUGGCUGCGCUGUGCAUUGCAGUCCUUCUCAUUAUUGUCUUUUGGAGCCGCUGCGGGGAGUUCUCGCAUAGACCAAUAGCCUCAGUGUUGUCUUAUGGUGUCUUGGAGCGAGUAGCUGACACGAGCGGGGUUGGGGGGCAGGAGAUCGAGUGCGUCAUCAACGGCGAGUACUCUGUGGCGUGCCGUCGCGACAGGGACCAGGUCUACCUGCCCUUCUCCUUCAUACACAAGUACUUUGAGGUUUAUGGCAAGAUAACAUCGACGGAUGGCGUGGACAGGUUUGAAUGGUCCCACAGCUAUAGUAAGAUUUACCAUCCGAAAAAAAAGUAUGACCCACGAGGAACAUUCACCACGUUUGAGAACUACAAUGUCGAAGUGCGAGAGCGAGUCAAAUGUAUUAGUGGUAUAGAAGGUGUCCCGGUGUCUACCCAGUGGGAACCACGUGGGUUUUAUUAUCCCACUCAAAUAGCCCAGUUUGGUUUAGCACAUUAUAGUAAAAAUGUCACCGAACCCGAGCCUAGGGUGAGGAUCAUAGAUGAUGGAGAUAAAGUCUUGGAAAACUGGAUCGUUAGUAAAGAUGCGACAAUUUCGAGGGAAUAUGAUCAGGAGAUGAAGUCUAAAGUGCUGAAGUUCUCCACCUCUGACCAUGUAUCCAGUCAGGUGUGGUUGAAAGUGAACAUCAGUCAGGAUUUUGUGCUCAGUUUGGAUGUGCGGUUCAAACCGAAUUCAUCUAUGACUGUGGUGCUGCAGAAUAAAGACAAAAAGGAAACUGUUUAUCUGCAUUAUGUUACUAGUAAUCAGUUAAUAUAUGCUCAGGAGGACCACAUUUAUCACGGCAUCGGCACAGAAGUAAAAUGGCGACGAAUAACUCGCGACCUGAUCAUCGAUAUGCAAAAAGGCUGGGCCUUGCAAGAUCGACCCAAGAGGAAAUCGCCCAGGAAUAAGUUUAGGAUAUGUAGUGUGAUGCUGAGCGGCGCGGGAGCAGUGUGCGGGGUGCGGGUGUCGAGCAGCGAGCACAUGGCGCACUUCUUCGCGGCUGCGGACUGGCUGGCGAGCGGGCAGCGCGCGCGCGGCGGCUGGCCCGUGCUCGCACGUCGCCAUGUUGGCUCCACAGUGCCCGACCUCAAGCCCGGAUGGUUGUCGGCGAUGAGUCAGGGUCACGCGAUCUCUGUACUGUCGCGUGCGUACCACCGCAGCGGGCGAGUGCGCUAUCUGCGAGCCGCACAGCGCGCGCUGCUGCCGCUCGAUGUACACAGCCGGGAUGGCGGCGUCAAGGCAUUGUGGAUGGACAAAUACGUCUGGUACGAGGAAUAUCCGACCACACCACCUCUGUUCGUGCUCAACGGCUUCAUCUACACGCUGCUUGGCCUCUACGAUCUGCACGUCAUCGAGGGUGAGAACUCUAUAUCCUUAGCUAAGAAGAUGUUCGACGACGGCAUGACCUCCCUCAAGACGUUACUGCCGCUCUUCGACACCGGCAGCGGCAGCUUCUACGACCUUCGCCACUUCACUCUCGGAGUGAGUCCCAACCUCGCCCGCUGGGACUACCACGCCACUCAUGUCAACCAACUGUACCUCCUCGCCGGCCUGGACCCUGACCCCAUACUGAUAGACACGGCCAAGAGGUGGGAAGGUUACAUGCAAGGCAAACGAGCGGCGCACAAUUGAGUACAAUAAAUACAAAGUUGAGUAUUCAUAUGCCCGCAGUCGCUAUCAGCGAUGAGUGGGAGAAUAACGGCUCAAUUGAGUCGUGAAUCUUGCCUUCAAGAUAGCAUUGCUCGGUGCUGGUCUUUUUGUCAAAUGGAUUAUGAGCGAUGACUGUAUGGCUUGCCAAUUACCUUAUGGUAUGAUUUCUUGUAAGGAAUAUUACUCUGAGUGCUAGUUUCGAAGAUGUAAUGACUCGAGUGAUGAAGAAAUUUGUUUUGUUCAUAU
Papilio machaon (common yellow swallowtail) is the source of this 2205-nucleotide messenger RNA. It is a transcript of the gene Hsepi, whose product is annotated as D-glucuronyl C5-epimerase B. Gene Ontology annotation, biological process: heparan sulfate proteoglycan biosynthetic process. Gene Ontology annotation, molecular function: heparosan-N-sulfate-glucuronate 5-epimerase activity. Gene Ontology annotation, cellular component: Golgi apparatus. Lineage: Eukaryota; Metazoa; Arthropoda; Insecta; Lepidoptera; Papilionidae. The record is from RefSeq and is a predicted model, not a curated record. The transcript is spliced from 8 exons. The coding region runs from base 241 to 1941 and encodes 566 amino acids.